Molecule: messenger RNA, 11675 nt
Organism: Pipistrellus kuhlii (Kuhl's pipistrelle)
Lineage: Eukaryota; Metazoa; Chordata; Mammalia; Chiroptera; Vespertilionidae
Gene: MYO5A
Product: myosin VA
Exons: 42
Coding region: 250-5892 (1880 amino acids)
Biological process (GO): vesicle transport along actin filament; actin filament organization
Cellular component (GO): vesicle; cytoplasm; actin cytoskeleton
Molecular function (GO): actin filament binding; microfilament motor activity; ATP binding
Source: RefSeq, a predicted model, not a curated record
CGGCGAGCGGGCUGCGGCGGCGGCCACUCCGAGGACCCCGGGCACGCGGGGCGCCCGGGAGCGAUGGCGAGGCUCCCGCCCGCCGCCCGCGCCUGAGGCAGGCGCCCCGCCCUCCCGGCCGCGCCCGGCCCCGCCCGGCCCUGCCCGGCUCCCCACGCGGCCGCCCGGGCGCUUCCUUAGUCGGCGCGGGCGGCCGGCAGGCGAGGUGCGGCCUGCGCGCUGGCGGGGGGCGUCGGUGCCGCGGGCGCCAUGGCCGCGUCCCAGCUCUACACAAAGUUUGCCAGAGUGUGGAUACCUGAUCCUGAGGAAGUUUGGAAGUCAGCAGAGCUGCUCAAAGAUUACAAGCCAGGAGACAAAGUCCUCCUGCUUCACCUUGAGGAAGGAAAGGAUUUGGAAUAUCGUCUGGAUCCAAAGACCAAGGAACUGCCUCACUUAAGAAACCCUGACAUUCUUGUGGGUGAAAAUGACCUCACAGCCCUCAGCUAUCUUCAUGAGCCUGCUGUGCUCCACAAUCUCAGAGUCCGCUUUAUUGACUCUAAGCUUAUUUAUACAUAUUGUGGUAUAGUCCUAGUAGCUAUAAAUCCUUAUGAACAGCUGCCUAUUUAUGGAGAAGAUAUUAUAAAUGCAUACAGUGGUCAGAACAUGGGUGAUAUGGAUCCACAUAUCUUUGCAGUAGCUGAAGAAGCGUACAAGCAAAUGGCCAGAGAUGAACGAAAUCAAUCCAUCAUUGUAAGUGGAGAGUCUGGGGCAGGAAAAACAGUCUCAGCUAAGUAUGCCAUGCGAUACUUUGCCACUGUAAGUGGUUCUGCCAGUGAAGCCAAUGUUGAGGAAAAGGUCUUGGCUUCCAACCCCAUCAUGGAGUCAAUUGGAAAUGCUAAGACAACCAGGAAUGAUAAUAGCAGCCGUUUUGGGAAGUAUAUUGAGAUUGGUUUUGAUAAGAGAUAUCGAAUCAUUGGUGCCAAUAUGAGAACUUACCUUUUAGAGAAAUCCCGAGUGGUGUUCCAGGCAGAAGAGGAAAGAAACUAUCAUAUCUUUUAUCAGCUUUGUGCCUCAGCAAAGUUACCUGAAUUUAAAAUAUUGCGAUUAGGAAAUGCAAAUCACUUUCAUUACACGAAGCAAGGUGGCAGUCCAGUGAUUGAAGGAAUCGAUGAUGCCAAGGAGAUGGCCCAUACCAGGCAGGCCUGCACUUUGCUAGGAAUUAGUGAAAAUUAUCAGAUGGGAAUUUUCCGAAUACUUGCUGGCAUUCUUCACCUAGGUAACGUUGGAUUUACAUCUCGAGAUUCAGACAGCUGCGCAAUACCUCCCAAGCAUGAACCUCUCAGCAUCUUCUGUGACCUCAUGGGUGUGAACUAUGAGGAGAUGUGUCACUGGCUCUGCCAUCGGAAGCUAGCCACUGCCACAGAGACAUACAUCAAGCCCAUCUCCAAGCUGCAGGCCACGAAUGCCCGUGAUGCUUUGGCUAAGCACAUCUAUGCCAAACUCUUUAACUGGAUCGUAGAUCAUGUCAAUCAAGCGCUCCAUUCUGCUGUCAAGCAGCACUCUUUUAUUGGUGUGCUGGACAUUUAUGGAUUUGAAACAUUUGAGAUAAAUAGUUUUGAACAGUUUUGCAUUAAUUAUGCAAAUGAAAAACUACAGCAACAGUUCAAUCUGCAUGUCUUCAAAUUAGAACAAGAGGAAUAUAUGAAGGAACAAAUUCCAUGGACACUCAUAGAUUUUUAUGAUAAUCAGCCUUGCAUUAAUCUUAUAGAAUCUAAACUGGGCAUUCUAGAUUUGCUGGAUGAGGAAUGCAAAAUGCCUAAAGGUACAGAUGACACUUGGGCCCAGAAAUUGUACAACACACAUUUGAACAAAUGUGCACUCUUUGAAAAGCCCCGUCUAUCAAACAAAGCUUUCAUCAUCCAACAUUUUGCUGACAAAGUGGAAUACCAGUGUGAAGGCUUUCUGGAAAAGAAUAAAGACACUGUUUUUGAAGAACAAAUUAAAGUUCUUAAAUCAAGCAAGUUUAAGAUGCUACCAGAAUUAUUUCAAGAUGAUGAGAAGGCCAUCAGUCCAACCUCAGCCACCUCUUCAGGGCGCACACCCCUCACCCGCAUUCCUGCAAAGCCCACCAAAGGUCGGCCAGGCCAGACAGCCAAAGAGCACAAGAAAACAGUGGGACACCAGUUCCGAAAUUCCCUUCACCUAUUGAUGGAGACCCUCAAUGCCACUACCCCUCACUAUGUGCGCUGUAUUAAGCCUAAUGAUUUCAAGUUCCCAUUCACGUUUGAUGAGAAGAGGGCAGUGCAGCAGCUGAGAGCAUGUGGUGUCCUGGAAACCAUCCGCAUCAGUGCAGCAGGCUUCCCCUCACGGUGGACUUACCAAGAAUUUUUCAGCCGCUACCGUGUCCUAAUGAAGCAAAAAGAUGUGCUGAGUGACAGAAAGCAAACAUGCAAGAAUGUAUUAGAGAAUCUUAUCCCAGACAAGGACAAAUACCAGUUUGGUAAGACAAAGAUCUUUUUCCGAGCUGGUCAAGUGGCCUAUCUAGAAAAAUUGAGGGCAGACAAGCUGAGGGCUGCCUGCAUUCGGAUCCAGAAGACAAUCCGAGGGUGGCUGCAGCGGAAGAAGUACCUGCGCAUGCGGAAGGCGGCCAUUACUGUGCAGAGAUAUGUGCGAGGCUACCAGGCCCGAUGCUAUGCUAAGUUCCUGCGCAGAACCAAGGCAGCAACCAUCAUUCAGAAGUACUGGCGCAUGUAUGUAGUCCACAGGAAGUACAAAAGUAAACGAGCUGCCACUAUUGUUCUUCAGUCUUAUUUACGAGGCUACUUGGCCAGAAAUAGGUAUCGCAAGAUACUCCGUGACCACAAAGCAGUCAUCAUUCAGAAGUGGGUCCGGGGCUGGCUGGCUCGCAUCCACUACAAGAGAAGCCUGCAUGCCGUCAUCUACCUUCAGUGCUGCUUACGGCGGAUGUUGGCCAAGCGCGAGCUGAAGAAGCUGAAGAUUGAGGCCCGCUCCGUGGAGCGCUAUAAGAAACUCCACAUCGGCAUGGAGAACAAGAUCAUGCAGCUGCAGCGCAAAGUUGAUGAACAGAACAAAGACUACAAAUGCCUCAUGGAGAAAUUGACCAAUCUGGAAGGAGUAUACAACUCUGAGACUGAGAAACUGCGAAGUGACUUAGUACGUCUUCAACUAAGUGAGGAGGAGGCUAAGAUUGCCACUGGACGGGUUCUCAGUCUACAGGAAGAGGUUGCCAAGCUCCGGAAAGACCUGGAACAGACUCGGUCAGAGAAAAAAUCCAUCGAGGAACGUGCAGAUAGAUACAAGCAAGAAACUGAGCAGGUGGUAUCAACUCUGAAGGAAGAAAAUACUUUGCUCAAGCAGGAGAAAGAAGCCCUCAAUCUCCUUAUUGUGGAACAGGCUAAGGAGAUGACAGAGACUAUGGAGAAGAAGUUGGUAGAAGAAACGAAACAACUGGAACUCGAUCUUAAUGAUGAAAGGCUGAGAUAUCAGAACCUUUUGAAUGAGUUCAGUCGCUUAGAAGAACGAUAUGAUGACCUCAAGGAAGAGAUGACUGUGAUGUUGAAUGUGCCUAAGCCUGGACACAAGAGAACAGACUCCACCCACAGCAGCAAUGAGUCUGAAUAUACCUUUAGCACUGAAAUUGGAGAAACUGAAGACAUUCCAUUGAGGACAGAGGAGCCAAGUGAGAAGAAGGUACCACUGGACAUGUCAUUGUUCCUCAAGCUCCAGAAGCGGGUCACAGAGCUGGAGCAGGAGAAGCAAGUGAUGCAGGAUGAGCUGGACCGCAAGGAGGAGCAGGUGCUCCGCAGCAAGGCAAAGGAAGAAGAACGGCCACAAAUUAGAGGUGCAGAACUGGAAUAUGAGUCACUCAAGCGACAAGAACUAGAAUCAGAAAACAAAAAACUGAAAAAUGAGCUAAAUGAGUUGCGCAAAGCCCUUAGUGAGAAAAGCGCCCCAGAGGUGACUGCUCCGGGGGCACCAGCAUACCGUGUCCUCAUGGAGCAGCUGACCUCCGUGAGUGAGGAGCUCGAUGUCCGCAAAGAGGAGGUCCUCAUCCUGAGGUCUCAGCUGGUGAGCCAGAAAGAGGCCAUCCAACCCAAGGAUGACAAGAAUACAAUGACAGAUGCCACAGUACUUUUGGAAGAUGUACAAAAAAUGAAAGAUAAAGGUGAAAUAGCACAAGCAUACAUUGGUUUGAAAGAAACAAACAGGUCGUCUGCUAUGGAUUACCAUGAGUUGAAUGAGGAUGGAGAGCUGUGGCUGGUUUAUGAAGGGUUAAAACAAGCCAACAGGCUCCUGGAAUCCCAGCUCCAGUCACAGAAGAGGAGCUAUGAGAACGAGGCCGAAGCCCUCCGUGGGGAGAUCCAGAGCCUGAAGGAAGAGAACAACCGGCAGCAGCAGCUGCUGGCCCAGAACCUGCAGCUGCCCCCCGAGGCCCGCAUCGAGGCCAGCCUGCAGCACGAGAUCACCCGGCUGACCAACGAAAACUUGUAUUUUGAGGAAUUAUAUGCAGAUGACCCUAAGAAGUAUCAAUCAUAUCGGAUUUCACUUUACAAACGGAUGAUUGAUUUGAUGGAACAACUUGAAAAACAAGAUAAGACUGUCCGAAAACUGAAAAAGCAACUAAAAGUAUUUGCUAAAAAAAUUGGUGAACUAGAAGUGGGCCAGAUGGAGAACAUAUCCCCAGGACAGAUCAUUGACGAGCCCAUUCGUCCAGUCAACAUUCCCAGGAAAGAAAAGGAUUUCCAAGGAAUGCUGGAAUACAAGAAGGAAGAUGAGCAAAAACUUGUUAAGAACCUGAUUCUGGAACUAAAGCCACGUGGUGUGGCAGUCAACUUGAUCCCAGGGUUACCAGCGUAUAUCCUGUUUAUGUGUGUUCGACAUGCCGACUACCUGAAUGAUGAUCAGAAAGUAAGGUCGCUGCUAACAUCCACAAUUAACAGCAUCAAAAAAGUAUUAAAGAAAAGAGGUGAUGAUUUUGAAACCGUUUCCUUCUGGCUCUCUAACACUUGCCGGUUUUUGCACUGUUUGAAGCAGUACAGCGGAGAAGAGGGUUUUAUGAAGCACAACACAUCUCGCCAGAACGAACACUGCCUCACCAACUUCGACCUGGCUGAGUACCGGCAGGUGCUAAGUGACCUGGCCAUUCAGAUCUACCAGCAACUUGUGCGGGUGCUGGAGAACAUCCUUCAGCCCAUGAUCGUCUCAGGCAUGCUGGAGCAUGAGACCAUUCAGGGCGUGUCCGGGGUGAAGCCCACAGGGCUGAGGAAGAGGACCUCCAGCAUCGCCGAUGAGGGCACCUACACCCUGGACUCCAUCCUCCGGCAGCUUAGCUCCUUCCACUCCGUCAUGUGUCAGCACGGCAUGGACCCCGAGCUGAUCAAGCAGGUGGCCAAGCAGAUGUUCUACAUCGUGGGGGCCAUCACGCUGAACAACCUCCUCCUGCGGAAGGACAUGUGCUCCUGGAGCAAAGGCAUGCAGAUCAGGUACAAUGUCAGUCAACUGGAAGAAUGGCUGCGGGACAAGAAUCUGAUGAACAGUGGGGCUAAAGAAACCCUGGAACCUCUCAUUCAAGCUGCUCAGCUUCUGCAAGUGAAAAAGAAAACAGAUGAUGAUGCAGAAGCCAUCUGCUCCAUGUGCAAUGCUUUAACUACUGCCCAGAUUGUCAAAGUGCUGAAUUUGUAUACGCCAGUUAAUGAGUUUGAAGAAAGAGUCUCUGUGUCAUUUAUUCGUACUAUACAGAUGCGUUUACGAGACAGGAAGGACUCUCCUCAGCUGCUCAUGGAUGCUAAACACAUCUUUCCUGUCACCUUUCCCUUCAACCCGUCCUCCCUCGCCCUGGAGACCAUCCAGAUCCCAGCCAGCCUUGGCCUGGGCUUCAUCUCCCGGGUCUGAAAGCCACAUCGAGGCAAAAGGACAGUACAUUUCUUGCCUGAAAUAAGAACCCCUUAUUUCCAGUCAACUACUGAAAACACACUUUAAAGAAGAUGUAGUCAUUAUCUUCCAAACAAGAGGUUAUUAACUGGAAAUCUCCCUAGAAUACUUUCAUCACCUCGGAAAGAAAGUCACAUUCCCUCGUGCUAUUACCUGUAGCACCGCCCACCCUUGCUCAUUAGGUACCCCGAGUUCACAUGCAGGUGUAUGAUGGAAGGAAGGGGGAAAUGUAUCUUGAGUUGCCAGCAUUUAUUUUAAAUCCUUAGCACUACAUCUAAAUGGUGUAAAAAACCAUAAAUUCCAGAUAUGAGUGAUUGGGAGGAAGGUACCCACAGAGAACGUACUCUGUAUAACCAGAAGAUAAUCACUAUUGAGUACAUGUCGUAUCAGUUUAGGAAUCAUGGUGAUGUUGAACUGGAUCACAGAAAUCAACUACAGUAGGUAUAAUAACUGGACAAGUAACAUCCUUUGUGUGUCAUUAUGAUGUAGAGAUAUUAAGAAAAUGCUGUUUUGCUGUAUCACAUAGAAGUCCAUUUGCACUGUAGUUUCCUGAGCAUUUUAAGCUGCUGCUACAUACUGGUUCUUCAACAUGUAAGCGGUAUUCUUGUUAGGUACUACGACAAUAAGCUUCUCUUUUAUCGACUCUUGUUUACAGUACAAUCAGAUCAGUUUUAACUGGAUUCUUUGCAAACAUCUGUAGAUUCACCUGCACAAGUAGCAGACACUGGGAAGUCAUGUAGUAAUAUGACAGAAUGUUUGACAUUCAGGGGUAGGAUUAGACAGAACGGCAGUUGUUGGUGUCUAUUUAUUCAGGACAUAUUACAGUGGUGUGCUCAUUAUUUUUCCCUGGUGGAUACCACAUCAGGGUACAGUGUUCUGUAAAGUGACUUAUUUUUAGUUCCCAGAUCUGAUUUCUGCAAUGCAUAUAGUCAACCUUGACAGGUUUCCUUUCUUCUUAAUUUAUUAAGAAUUAAUCUCAGUCACUAUCUAGAGAGCAUUGUCAGAAUAUUCAUGAUUCAGGUCUUAAAACCUUGAUUAUCCUAUAAAUUAUGCAAAAGAAGGUGUGUAAUGAAUAAUUAUGAUUAUUUUUUUUUAGCCUUUGCAAUUUCUAUAAAUGUUCUCAGUAACGCUAGAUACUGUAAAGAGCAUCGUGUUAGAAAUACUUUGACUUAUAUAAGAAAUAUUAGAAGAUGGCUGAAUUUUACAGAGAAUUGGGCUUCAUAAGACCCAGAUUCUAUGUUUUCAUCCCUAAAUUUUAAUUAAACAUACUCUUCAUUUUUCCUUAAAAAUCUUAUACAUAAAGCUUUCAUAUUGUGCAAAUAGAAUUCCUUGGCUUUCAUCAGAAACUCUGGUUCUUCAUUGCAAUCAUAGAUUUAUAUAAUUUAACUCCCAGAUGGUUUAUAAAAAUGCAUCUUAUUAAAAUAUGUGCAAUAUUAUUAAUGGAAGUCAAACAGUUUAGAACUAGUGAUAAAGACUUUAUUAAAAGAUAAAUACUAUCUGUUAACUUAUUUGGGUCUCAGAUUCCUCUUUUAUAAAUAAGAGGAUUGGACAACUGACUCUUAAGAUCCCUUCCACGUCUAACCUCUCUCCUCUCGGCGCUCAGAUCUUAGAGAAAUGAGCUGUAGUUCCUCAGUAAGUUUAUCCUCUGAUGUAGAGACCAGUGUUCAGUGCCUGUUAAGUCUGAGGGAUUAAUAAAACUGUCACAAGUCUGGUUAGUUAUAACUCUUCUUCAAUGUGCAUGAUCUGUGUCCAUGCUUUUAGAAAAUUCAUAGGUCUAGGUGAUUUUUAUUGAAUCACAUACUGUGGUAUUCAAUUGGAUACAUUUAUUUGCAAAACCAACCCAAAACAUUACUAAUUCAAUCAGAUUCUCUCAGUUUUUGGUUUGUCACUGGUUUUCAGUGAACAAUGAACUUAUAACCAGAUGGUUCGUACUGAAUGUGUCAUAGUCUAAGAGCGUGAGGGGGACUUGAGUGGGGAGAGGCUCACCACAAAAUGCCACCAGCGGUAGGCUGUCCACCGAAGCCCCCGACCUCCCCAGCUCAGUCCUGUGCAGCAUGUCCACGCGACCCUCAGUCUCGUCAGGUCUUCAAGAUGCGCCGUGGCUCCUGCUGCCUUGCAGCCCCUUUUCCUGCUCCCAGACAGCUCAUGUCCUGAAGCAUCUCUCGUCGAGGCCUUGGUCUCUGCCCGGACUGCUGUCCUGCUGGGCCGGAGGGCCUGUUCAGGGACGGCCACAGAGUUCUGCUGUUCCGGGGCUCCAGGCUCCCAGGACCCAGGUGGGGGGUCGGAAUUCACUUCUCUUAGCAGCCUGAAGACCUUUGGUCUUGACAAGAGUACCUGAUGGAGGGGCCCCAUGGCCUGGUAACGACUGCUACUUGAGGAUGCAACCCUGUUCUGAGGACUGCUCACCCGCCCUGUCCAUCCACACUCUCAUGCAGCUGCACACACUUCCAGCAGCUUCCACCUGCCCCUUUGUCUGUUCGCUCCCCCUAUUCCGUCAAGCAAUCGUGUAUUCCAUCUCUGCUCUGACUGCAUUGAAGGCAGCAGUGGAUGUUGUCAGUCCUCAGCUGCCCCCUGGCCCGCCUGGUGGUCUACCUGGAGGCUAAUCUGUAAAACUUGUUCUUCUCCUCUGUAGUACAUUUUUAACAUUAUCACCAAUUUACUUUUUCAUAAUUCCUCUGUGACACACAUUAGGAAUUCAAAGAUCUUGAAAGAAUAGCAGUUCAUUGUCUUAAGCCCUUCUCCCUACUCAACUCCCCGCUCGCUCACAUCUAGAUUAGCUCGCACCUUGGAAUUCAAAGUUGAAAAAUAAGAAGCAGUUUCCCUUCUUGUAGCUUUUCUUAGGGUAAGGCUUUGAUCCACCUGAGAGUAACUAUUGUACAAUGAUGGGGAAAGAAGAAUAUGGUAUAAGAUCCACAAAUGUGGCUUCAUGAUUUCUUUGGAAGAUUUGAAAAAUCCCCAUGUACCUGACACUUUUUUGCCAGGAUAAAAGUACAUAUCUAUAUAUUCCAAAGCCAACUUCAAGGAGAUGUGGGGGUUGGGAUCAGUUAGUAUGAUUUGCUUUAUUUCAGUGGAUAAUUGAGAGUUGGCUCUUUCGGGGUAAUAGUGUAUAAUAUAGAGCAAAUCUAUUCAUAACAGUGGGGGAAACUAUGAAAAUAUUUUAUUAAUAGAAUCUCAGUACAGUGACUGUAGAGAAACUACUUUCCUGGUAACCCUAGGUAAAGAGGCAACUGUCACCAUCUGAGAAGUCUCUCACUCUCUCUCUCAAACACACAAUCACCAGUUCAUAGAGUUGCCCAGGAGGCAUAAUCAAGUAUCCUCUGGGUAACUUCAACUACUUAGGAUAAAACAGCAACAAUUAGUGUUUGACCUUUAAAUUCUCCUUUAGAACAUACCUCGCAUUGGCUCUGCUUUCCUCCAGCGUGCUUUCUCUUACCUCACUGCAUCCUCACAGCAGCACCGGAGGGUAGAACUGUGGCUAAGUCAUCUGCUGAUGGGAUGUGGGUGGUAGGUCCCGCAGCCCUCCAGCCCAGCAGCUCUCCCCACAGCAGCGGCAAGUCCUGGGGUCACAUCUGUUCCUCAGUACCUAUGGGGGGCCCCGGGUCAGCAAGAGGUGCUCGUUCUCUCUAUUAGAGUUGGCAGCUGGCAUAUGGGAGCUGAGCAAUGAGCAAUGCCGACUUCUUUUUGCUGACGAGACAGCGCCUAGAGCCAGUGGUUUUCUUUCUGUCACAGUUGCCUGCUACCACUAGGCGUGGCUUUGUAAUUACCCAGUGCUCCCUGGCAGGGUGCAACGGCUCUGUGUGUAGGUCAUUAAUUAGUAGCAGGCUGUCUCAGCCUGACGGAAAGCAGUGAACGCCUCCCAAAGUGAUGAGGAAGGUCACUCUCCACACACCCCCUCCGUUAGAGCCAACAGGUGAGCUGUGAGAGCCACCAGGGAGCUGGGCAGCCCUUGGGGAACCUGCAGCUGCAGGCCAGGCCCAUGGGUGCUUCUGAGAGUCAUCCCCCGCCUGGCCGUGCACAAGUCAGGGUGUGCUUAGAUGUUACUGUGUGUGCAUGCUGCCAGUGUCUGCUUUGCGGCUAGGAGGUGUGCUGUAUGCAUGUGUGUUAGGGAGGCUGUGUGUUGCUGUGGCCUCCGUUCGUGGAUAAGGGCAUCGUCAUUUCUUCUCAGGCCGUGCUGUGAGGGCCGCCUUAACCCCUGCUCCCUUCCCUCCUGGAGCUGCCUUAAGUUCUCCAAAACUUUUCCUCUGUACAGGGAUGUCUUGCCUGGAGAGAAUAUCAAGCCCUGUUUCUCAAGGUCUUGUGAGGGUUUUGGUUGGGUGUGGCCUCCAACCACUAAUUCCUUUCCCAGAGUCUGCAUGCUCCUCCCCCACCUGUUCCUUCUUCCUUUCUUUUCUGUUAUUUCCGAACAGGUAGUAAAACUCUGAGGCAGCAACAAUCUCAGAGUCGGUGGAAUGUGGACUUAGAAAGCCUUCCUGAGUUUGGGGGUCUAGGGGUGGGAGGACUCUGUGUCACAAGUAAGCAAAUGAACAUAUGGAAGAAAUGUUAGAUUUUUUGGUAGUAUUUAAAUGGCUUGUUUUCCACCAGCCUUUUCUUAAUAAAUAAAGGUAAAGAGUACCACUGUAAAACUUUUCAUGGGCAUUCUUUAAAAAUAUUUUUUAAGAACCCGGUACUAUAAAAGGUUGAAAACCAGAAAAAGUGCUAUAAAUUUGAACCCAUUGCAUUACCCUAAAUUAAAUCAGCCUGGAGUUAGUGGGUUUUCAGAAGAUCAGGAACAGAAAAGUACUGUGUGACAUAUCUGCCAAAAUGUGUUCUAUACAUUUUUUAAUUUUAUAAUUCGGUCUAGCUAAAAUGUUCAUUAGCUUAACUUAAUGGGUGUUAGUAGAGUCAUAAAUAUCUGAAAUGACUAACCUUUUUAGUACUGUAAUAUUGCCUGAACUAUUUGAAAGAAAAAUGUUUUUGAGUUGAAACUGGAAUGUAUAAUUCAAUGCUUGGUAGGUGAGUACAUUUUAAAGCAUUUUUCAGAGUCAAUAAUUUCAAAUGUCUUAUUGUUGCCGUAUAUUGUAAGAUUUUAGCUCACAUUUCAGGCUUUCUAAAUCAUUUGAGCCAUUUAUUUUUUUUCCCAACAAAUGCUGAUAUUUUACACAUUAAAUGUGGAUAUGUGUGUUGUAAUUUAUGAUUCCUAGCUAUGUAUAUCUGUGGAGUCCUGGAGUAAGGUUGACGUUUUUGUUGGAAAUUCUAAUUGCUCUAACAGUGUUGCACAGAAAUGAGCUCAUGACAUUUAACAUAUUGUAUUUUAAUUAUUAACUUUAAAUUAUUAAUUUAUUGUGAAAUGGUUAUACCGUUUAACUAAAAUGAAAUUGAACAUUGUAAUUUUCCAAACAGGUUUUCUUCUUGGACCUGGAAAAGUUUUUAGGUACAGUAUUCAUUAAGAAGGAAGCAGAAGUACUGAGAAAUGAAGGAAUUACCAACCAACUCUAGGUUUAAAAGAAACCCAUCCCAGCAUAUCUCACAUGUAGUUUUUAAAAAUAAGUUAAUAAUUCACCUCAUUUUAACAAGAGCCUUUGAAACAUAGGUUUUUCACUAUAUAUCACCUAGUGCUAAGAUGGAAACCAAAACAAUAUCAGAUUGACAUUUAAGCUCUAAAUUUGUAGUUGUCUAAUGUUGUACUUAGUAAAUGUGUGUCAUUAAUGCUGUAUUCUCCUAGCUAUUAUAGAAAAUUCUUCAAAUAAAGAUAUGGAUAUAAAGGA